UGUCACUCACACCCAUUCUGCUCUCGAGUCUCUCCAGUUUUGGCAGGGCGGGGACUUUUAAGUUUUGCUUCCACUGUAGCACAUCUUCACUGCUGCAGUGGUUCACAUGCUUGUGCUGUUCCCAAAGCGUCUUCUCACUUCAUUUAGUUAUCAGCUUUUCCGUGGAAGGUUACGUGGCUUUGCAGAGGACGAUUUGCACAUGAAACGGGAACUUUAACGGCGUCAAAGGGCACAUGUAGAGAUCUUCAGGAUUAUGAGAAAAAGCUUGCUGUAGGCAAGAUCAGUUCUGUAUGUGCUAAUGGAGGCGUGGGUGAUGUGUGUGCUGGUUCUACUGCUGUUGGCCUUGGUGGUGUCUGGCGUGGAGGGCCGUGCAGGAGCCCCCCACCCUGACAGCUUGAACAACGCGGGAGCCCCGCCUCAAUCCGCGCGCCCAUCCGGGCCGAAAGCUGGCCGCUGCUCCUACACCUUCGUCGUACCCCAACAGAAGCUGAAGGGGGCGCUGUGCGUGAGCACGGAGAUGGGCCGGGCCAACGGCUCGGAGACGGCGGCUCUGCGUGCCCGGCUGGACCGCCAGCAGGAGUGGCUGGAGAGCCUGCGGGGGCAGCUCGAACAAGAGGGGGCGCUGGCGAGCGAGGUGCGUGCGCUGCGCAGGGAGAGCGACGGCAUGAACACCCGCAUCGGCCGGCUGUAUGCCCAGCUCCUGCGCGAGGUCACGAACAAGCAGGACCAGGCACUAGAGCAGAGGCAACUGGAAAGCCGGCUACUGAACGCCACCGUGCAGGUGCUGCAGAUAUCCAGCAGCUAUCGAGAGCUGGAGAGGAAGUACGAAGCCCUCACCUCACUGGUGAGCAACCAGAGUCAGCUGAUGACCCGCUUGGAGAAACACUGUCAGUGUCGCAAUGUCACUGAAAUGUGGCAGGUAGCUGCGUCAUCAGCGUCUAAUCAGCCCACAAGACUGCAGAAUGUCAACAAUGUUCAGAGAGACCAGAGCGCCCCCCAGCGGCAGGUGAAAACACAGCAGAUGCAGGGAUCCACGUUGCCAGAUCUCCGUACAGAUACACCGUUCAUCAGCUACCCUGUGACUAAAACUCCAGGGCCAUGGCGGGACUGCCAGCAUGUUCUGGACUCAGGAGAAAGCACCAGCGGCAUAUACCUACUGCGCCCGCGCAAUUCCAACCGUCUGCUCCAGGCCUGGUGCGAACACGGCCACGCUGAAGGCGGCUGGACCGUCAUCCAGAGGAGACAGGAUGGCUCCGUCAACUUCUUCAGGACCUGGGAUCAAUACAAACAAGGCUUUGGGAACCUGGACGGUGAGUACUGGCUGGGCCUGGAGCACCUGUACUGGCUGACGUCACAGGCCUCCUACAAGCUUCGAGUCGUGCUGGAGGACUGGCAGGGCCGCCAGGUGUUUGCCGAGUAUGACAGCUUCCGCCUGGAGCCCGAGAGCGACUGGUACCGCCUGCGGCUGGGCAACUAUGAGGGUACGGCAGGCGACUCCCUCUCCUGGCACAGCGACAAAGCCUUCACCACUCUGGACCGUGACAAGGAUACCUACUCUGGCAACUGCGCCCACUUCCAGAAGGGUGGCUGGUGGUACCACAUGUGUGCCCACUCCAACCUGAACGGGGUGUGGUACAGAGGGGGCCAUUAUCGAAGCCGCUACCAGGAUGGGACCUACUGGAUGGAGUUUCACGGUGGCUCUUACUCGCUGAAAAGGGUCGCCAUGAUGAUCAAACCUAUCUGAACUGAGCAGGAGAGAAGUCAGCACACUGAGACUGGCAAAGACCCAGUGAACCCGAGACCGGAGCAUGUGUAGGGCUGAUCCACCUGGAUGGGCCGAUCACCUAGAUGCAUGCUGAUGUACAAGAGGCUUUAAGAAGAUGAUGAUUUUUAUUGUACAAUCUCCAGUCACUGACAUGAAGAUUGUAAAACCAGUAUUGUAAAAGGUUCCAAUAUUUUUGUAACAUUUAUAUAAUAACAUUCAUUAUAGACAUACUCAGUUCUAUUACAUCAACCCAAAUGGCAAUAUCAGACACAAUAUAGUGCACAUUGUCUCUGAUACUGUCAUUUGGAUUGAUGUAUUAGAACUGUGUAUGUCUAUUAUGAAUGUUAUAUAGGGUUAUAUGGUGUUUUUGAUUUACUUUCAAGCCUUUUGUGUUUGUUUUGUGUGUGUGAGUAGUUUUUGGUUGUGCAUGUGAGACAAUAUCUAAGUUAACUUCUUAUUAGACUCUGUAGCAUUUGUGCCAUAUUUGUAAACAUAUACAACCGGUUUGUUAUAAAUAAAUGGCAAAACUGCACUCAA
This is a messenger RNA of Electrophorus electricus (electric eel), 2302 nucleotides long. RefSeq names its product angiopoietin-like 6 (gene angptl6). Gene Ontology annotation, biological process: blood coagulation. NCBI's taxonomy places the organism in Eukaryota, Metazoa, Chordata, Actinopteri, Gymnotiformes, Gymnotidae. The record is from RefSeq and is a predicted model, not a curated record.